AUGGCUUCCUAUAUCGAUAUCCAUAAAGAACGGCCAAGUCGCCCUGAGGAAUCCGAACCUCUCAAUGCCUUCUCUCCAUCAUCAUCCCAAUCCUCUUCAUCCUCACCAGCCAAUUCACGGCCGGGCACACCUCGUCCUCCACCUUUAUCUCCAUUGAACCCUCGAACACCCCUCGAACCGUUCGAGAUAAUGGAUACACCAUUAUUAGACACCCACCCACAUUCUCCACCAACAGUAUAUACAUCCCGUCAUAGAAGGACGGUGUUACUGUGUAUUUUAUUAGAAGUUUUUAUAAUAUUUAGUUUUGCGACGACGAGUUUACCGUUUACGAGGAUUGUGGAGAAUUCGGUUUGUCAGAGGUGGUAUGAGUUUGAGAAUAAGAACCAAACGUUGAUUGACGAGGGGAGGAAAGGAGGAGGGGGGUUUAUGCCUGAUGAGAAGCUCUGUAAGACAGAUGAGAUCCAGGCAGGUGUGGUGGAGAUUUUGGGGGUUUCGGAUACGAUUUCUACAGUUGUUUGUUCGAACCCGCUGGCAUUUGAUCCACGGUUGUUUUGGGUUAUACCGUUAUUUGAUUUAAUCGGUGGUGGGUUUACGUUCUUUGGGAUUAUGAUGCGAACGGUGAUUGCUGAGAAUACGCCAAAGGAUGAUUUAGCGGCGGUAUAUUAUAAACUUACCGGAUUUAACAUUCUAUCGACCUUCCUGGGGACUACACUGGGUUCUUGGUUGAUGGGUAUCAUCAGCCCGGUGAAAGUUCUUUAUAUGGGAGUUGUCCUCUUCGUCGUGUUAUCGGUACCUACGAUCCUCCUCCUCCCGCCUGCACUACCCGAAAAGGAGAAAAACAUGUACGACGACAUACGGUCGUCGCAAUACCCAGAAACGGCAGAUGACAACUAUGCAGACGACGAAGAUACCACAGCAGCGCCACGUCGAAAAGCAACUUUGUACCAAAGAUUCCUAGAACAAGCAAGGUCGAAAACAAAUCUAUACGCAUCAGUCAAGACUUUAUUAUUCGAACAACGGGCGAUUAGGAAUGCGCUGGUGAUAUUGUUUUUCAACAUGAUCGCAAGAGGAGUUAGGAUUCCGUUUCAGACGUGGGUGUCUAAACGGUACUCUUGGACGUUGUCUAAGACGGGGAUUGUGCUGUCGUUCGAAUCCCUGAUGGGGGCGGUGGUGUUAUUGUUACUACCAUUUGCGAAAUCAAAGAUCGAAAGGGUGGUUUCCGGGAAGGGUAGUCUAUGGCGGAAGCUGCGAUUCCCACCAGACCUAAUGAUCGCAACGUUAUCAUUGGUGGCGCAAACAUUAUCAGCGAUACUUCUGACAGUAACAGCGUCGGAAUUCUUUUUGGUGAUGUCGUUGGUUGUUAACGCGCCAGCACGGGCGUUCUUUGAUGGAUUGAGAAGCCAUUGUAUAGCCCAGGCGAAGGAGAGCGAGAUUAUGAUCAUUCACAUGGCAUUUGUGAUUGUUGAGAUCAUGUCGGGAAUACUGAACGGGCCGUUGUGGAUUAAAGUGUACGCGUUCACAUAUUCCGAGGGGAAUGUGACGGGGUUGGGGAUGGGACUGCCGUUUGCUAUUUGCGCGGUGCUGACUGGGGGCAUCGUGGCGGGGAUGGGAUGGGCGAGGGGGAAUCCCAAGUUUUAA
Molecule: messenger RNA, 1638 nt
Organism: Orbilia oligospora ATCC 24927
Lineage: Eukaryota; Fungi; Ascomycota; Orbiliomycetes; Orbiliales; Orbiliaceae
Exons: 3
Coding region: 1-1638 (545 amino acids)
Biological process (GO): transmembrane transport
Cellular component (GO): membrane
Molecular function (GO): transmembrane transporter activity
Source: RefSeq, a predicted model, not a curated record